Messenger RNA from Osmia lignaria (orchard mason bee), 1669 nucleotides. It is a transcript of the gene Cndp2, whose product is annotated as Cytosolic non-specific dipeptidase 2. Gene Ontology annotation, biological process: proteolysis. NCBI's taxonomy places the organism in Eukaryota, Metazoa, Arthropoda, Insecta, Hymenoptera, Megachilidae. The record is from RefSeq and is a predicted model, not a curated record. Gene Ontology annotation, molecular function: metallodipeptidase activity.
ACGCGUCGCAGUUAUGGACUCUGGUGAACUGCAGUAUACAUAGAAAAUAUUCUCAGUCUGAAGUGGAUCGGACCUCGGUAUUUUUUGUAUUACUCUUUGAUAAUAGAUAAAAGAAUGGCAUCAGAACUUCCACCUACACUGAAAAAUUUAUUUAGUUACAUUGAUAAUCAUAAAGUAGAAUAUAUCAAUAAUUUAAAGGAAGCAGUAGCUAUAAAAUCUGUCUCAGCAUGGCCGGAUCAUAGAAAUGAAAUAACUAAAAUGAUAAAAUGGGCAGAAGUUAGAUUAAAAAAUCUUGGUGCUACUACAGAAUUAGCAGAUAUAGGAAAACAAACUCUUCCAGAUGGAACUCAGAUCCCUUUGCCACCCAUUUUAUUAGGAACUCUUGGAUCUAAUCCAAAGAAAAGGACCGUUCUUUUGUAUGGACAUUUAGAUGUUCAACCUGCAUUAAAAACAGAUGGUUGGGACACAGAACCAUUUACUCUUGUUGAAAAAGAUGGAAAAUUAUUUGGUCGAGGAAGUACAGAUGAUAAAGGUCCUGUACUAUGUUGGAUACAUGCAUUGCAAGCUUACAAAGCUAUUGGAGUUGAUAUCCCUGUUAAUCUUAAGUUUGUUUUUGAGGGUAUGGAAGAAAGUGGUAGCGAAGGCUUAGAUGAACUUCUUUGGGCACGUAAAGAUACAUUUUUGCAAGGAGUGGAUUAUGUAUGCAUAUCUGACAAUUACUGGUUGGGCACCACAAAACCCUGUAUUACAUAUGGUUUAAGAGGUAUCUGUUACUUCAAUGUGGAAAUAACUUGUGCUGACAAAGAUCUCCACAGUGGUACAUUUGGUGGUAUUGUGUAUGAAGCAGUACCAGACCUGAUUUACCUAUUAAAUACAUUGGUUGAUGUGAAUGGAAAAAUUUUAAUAGAUGGCAUGUACGAUAGUGUAGCUAAAGUUACAGAACAAGAAUUGGAAAGCUAUAAAAAAAUAGAAUUUGAUGUAGCUGAUUUGAAACAGUCUGUUGGAGCCAAAAAAUUGGCUCACAAUGAAGAUAAAAUUCAGCUUUUGAUGCAUAGAUGGAGACAACCCAGCUUAUCGCUUCAUGGAAUUGAAGGUGCAUUUAGUGAGCCUGGUGCAAAGACUGUUAUUCCAAAAAAAGUUAUUGGCAAAUUUUCAAUUAGAAUAGUACCAAAUAUGACACCUGAAGAAACCAUGGAAAAAGUCAAAGCACACAUAAACAAACAUUGGGCUGUUAGGGGUAGUCCAAAUACAAUGAACGUCAUUAUGGGUCAUAGCGGGAAAAGCUGGACUGAAAAUCCCGAUCAUCCACAUUACAUGGCUGGUCGUAAAGCUACCAAACACGUAUAUAAAGUAGAUCCUGAUUUAUCACGCGAAGGUGGAUCAAUUCCAGUUACUUUAACAUUUCAAGAAGUAACAGGUAAAAAUGUAUUGCUGUUACCAGUUGGUGCCGGUGACGAUGGAGCACAUUCUCAAAAUGAAAAGUUAAACAUUCGUAACUACAUUGAAGGCACCAAGUUACUUGGAGCUUAUUUGUAUGAGGUAUCUCAACUUGCAUAAAGUUCAUGUUAUGAAUAUGUGAUCAAAACAAAGUUAUUUUACUUUGUCCAAUACAUCAUAUAUAAGUAUAAUUUCAGGGUGUAGGGUCAGAUAAUAAAAAUGUUAUUUCGUA